This is a messenger RNA of Pelobates fuscus (common spadefoot toad), 3256 nucleotides long. RefSeq names its product ferredoxin-fold anticodon binding domain containing 1 (gene FDXACB1). Gene Ontology annotation, molecular function: rRNA (uridine-N3-)-methyltransferase activity. The coding region runs from base 1 to 1863 and encodes 620 amino acids. Gene Ontology annotation, cellular component: cytoplasm. Gene Ontology annotation, biological process: rRNA base methylation. The transcript has 6 exons. NCBI's taxonomy places the organism in Eukaryota, Metazoa, Chordata, Amphibia, Anura, Pelobatidae. The record is from RefSeq and is a predicted model, not a curated record.
AUGGAUGAGGAAACGAUAGUGACACCACUUAAUGUCUUGCUGGUGGGUGAAGGAAACUUUUCUUUCUCUGUUUCCCUUUGUGAUGCCAGUCACGGCAAAUAUCACAUUACUGCCACGUGCUAUGAUAAUGAAGAGAACAUAACGAGGCAGCCCUUUACUUUGAGCAAUGUGCAGCAUCUUAGAGACAAAGGAGCGGUCGUCCACUUUGGAGUAGAUGCUACCAGGCUGAAAGAUUACGAGUGGUCAUCUCAUGCUCCUUAUGAUAGAGUUAUAUUCAACUUCCCGCAUUGUGGAAGGAAGGCUGGUGUGAAGAAGAACAGGGAACUGCUGGCAAGAUUCUUUCACAGUUGCACAGAUGUCCUCAGCCAGAAUGGAGAUAUCCAUGUGGCCUUGUGCCAAGGGCAGGGGGGCACGCUGGCUGAUCAACCAAUGAGAGAGUGGCAUAACAGCUGGCAAGUGACAGCCAUGGCAGCAAAAGCAGGAUUCAUCUUGACCUCCGUGGUUCCUUUUGGGUGCGAUGAACACAAUGGAUACCAGUGCACAGGAUACAGAAGCCAAGAGAAAUCAUUCCAUGUAACUGGCUCAUUGAAUCACAUCUUCACUAGGAGUUUGCCUUUAGAGAACAUGAUUCCAUUGGAUAUAAUCAACAAGUUAACAAAAACACCACCUUCAGCUGUGAUCACAGAGGACUAUGACAGUACUAUAGAAAGAUGCAGAUGUUUAUUGAACAGAGAUCGGUGUCAUCCCACCAGCAUGGUUAAUGAGGAACUUAUAGCCUUCUUUGGAAGAAGUAUGAGCGUUAAAUGCUUGGAAGACACACAACCGCUUGUAUGCAAUUUUGACAGAACUCCAGCUUUUUCCGUGACUCGGCACGAUCUGUAUUACAUUGAGGAAGAGAUGUCAGAAAGUUCUUGCCAGUGCUCUUGUGACCUCCAGAAGAUCUGCUCUCAAAAUCAAGACACUAUGACAGAGAAUCCUACAGCUCCAAGUAAACACUUAUAUUAUAUGAGACCAUCACUGACCCACUGUAUUUCCAAUAUAAUUAAGGAAACAGAUUUUGCUUCUGAUUCUUUGUACGUUCUCAGUGGACCUGUUUUUAAGAAGUGCUUGAUAUCACAGUGGACCAUGCCAACUUACCUGGAGACCCUCCUAGUGUUGGGUUCUCUGAAUGGCAGUGUUACAGCUGACCUUCAAGUGCUGAUGGAUACAGUUGAGAAAUUUAUAGAAUCCCAACGAACAUUUAUCACCAAUGACACACAGUGUUCUGUUAAUGAAGAAAUGGAAAAACGUGACAGCCACAUAAUUUUAAGUUUCUGCAAGAACGUUGUAAAUGGAGAAUGUAACUCAAUUAAAAUGUCAUCGACUCUUUGUGAUGAUGAUCAAGUUAUCGGACAAAUAAUGACUGCAGCACCAGGCCAGCUAGUCAAGGACGUUGGUGUGUUACUUGUGACAUUCAACAUGAACCUACUGACCAUGUGUCUUUUAGAUAUCCCUGACUGGCGAAUGCUGUGGACGGCAGAUGACCGAUUUAUGCAGCAGUACAGAAAACAUGAACUGAAAACCUUUCAGUGUUUCUCGUUACAUCCCCCAUCUUACACCCAUGAUGUCAGUUUCUGGGUAGAAGAUGCUUCGGCAUUUGACGACUUAGAGUUUCACACUAUAGCCCGGAGAGUCACCAAGGGAACCAUUACCAAAAUUCAUCUGCAAGAUCAGUUUGACAAUAUAACAACUGGAAAGACCAGUCUGUGUUACAGGAUUACCUAUCAGUCUUGUGAUCGGGCACUGAGCUAUGAUGAAGCAUCAGCAAUGCAACUGCUAUUACGGGAAGAGUUGCAAAGAUGUUUAAAUGUCACUCUUCGAUGAUCUUCGAUGCCAGCAUUUCAAUGGAUGCAUUGUAGUGACUUCCUCUCACAAGCGCUGCACUAAUGGUAUCAGUGUUGCCAUGGUAACGCGCGUCAACGCUCUGAAUGUCAAAAUCGCAAGAGAACUGCUUGGUAUCGGCACCCGGUGAGAGUGCAGAACAGAAGCACUCGGAGCCUCCUCCUCUACAUCAGGUAGACAGCGGGCCAGUGAGAGAGGUUCCUCAAGGGCCAAUAAAGAUGUAGGGCAGGGUGCACGCCCUGGUUGUGGUCAGCUGUGUCCACCGCGUGGCGCCCUUCGUUCCAUGGUGCCCUCACACAACCCUUAGGCCUGCCCUUCCCAUAUGCAUUAUGUGCCCUAGCAGUGCCUGGUCUUAACUGCAUUGUGGUGUCACUUGCCAAAUCUUUAAUAUACAUUUUAUUUAAAACCGAGCCCAUAAAGUAAGCAAGCCAUUACUGAAUGAGAAACCUGCGUCUAACUUCAUCUUGGUCCUCAGCACCAGAAGUGUCACAAUAUGUCCACUUAGUAAAAUUAUUUAAUUUCUAUAGUUUUGCUAGGUAUUUGUCUACCACCAAACAUCGGAGAAAUUAGCAGCAAUAAAACAAGACCAUUACAUCAUAUAUUUGCUGAGUGAAGCAAUUCAGCUUUUAUUCAAAAUCUUUUAUUUCUUUAAAUUGUUUGACUUUCGUAUUUGCUUUUAUCCCUCUUUCUUUUCCUAUUGAGUUCUCUUUCAUAGAGAACUUGUCAGCAUGCGCACUCUGGUAAUUUGUUCCGGUGUUUUUUUAUUCAAACCGCAAUGGUACAAUGUUUAACCUAAAGUAACUACUUCUAGAGAAGCCGCUAAUUGAUCUAAAGGCCCUUUAAUCUAGAACUUGGAUUCUUUUGAAUAUCUUGCUUCCUUAUUUUAUCCUGCUGCUUCAGAUAAAGGCAAUUGUCCUGCAACUUAUGGAUAAGUACAAAGUCUCUGCUAAUGGCCAGUGAUCAUUACCUGUUUUAAAAACGUCUAUCUUUAUCUUCUUAAUUCGAUCAGAAUAAGAAUAAUGCAGGGUAAUAAAUCAAAUAUGGAGCAGACGGCUAUUCUACAUUUUAUGCUCAAAUGAACGUUGUCACAGACCACAUUGUUUGAUAAAAAUCUUUUUGUUUCUUAUUUUAUUUAAUUUUUAUUCUUAGAAUUCUAAUGAAGAACCAGACAAACUUUGAGAGGUUUGGAUGUGAUGGUGAAGGAGAUAGGACAGUAUACUCAAUAAGCCAUUAGAUAACUAACUGAAUGAGAAAUGGCGUAUGACUUCAUCUUGGUCCUCAGCACUAGAAGUGUCCCAAUAUGUCCACUUAGCAAAAUGAUUGAAUUUCUAUAGUUUUGCUAGCUAUUUGCCCACCACCAUAUAUUGGAAAAAUU